CUCCGGAGCCGUCUGAUCCUUUUAGCUUGGGGUCUUGACCGUCCAUUUUGGCGCCUUGCCUCAUACGAUACACGUCUUGCUACAGAGCUUUGGAGCUUGGCCGGCUUUGUCUCAAGCAAUCGGGAUCCCCUGUCAACUGGUUUGCGCACUAAAAAAGUAUACUCUAUAUAUUAUUUGUCGAAAUCACAACAGCCAUUCUCUGAGUUCUAGCAAGCUUCACAAUCGUCUUCUCAGAGCUUAUUGAGUAAUGGCGGCUUCAAUGCAGUUCUACGGAGUUCAAACACCAGAACUUGCCUUAAACUCAAAAGCGAUUGAGUUUGGCUCAAAGGGGCUGAAUUUCUCAGCACUCGUGUCCUCUGCUCGUGUAUUCUCUAGAAACGUAGAUCAUGCUUGUAAGAACAUCGCUCUGAGAGUUACUUGUGAAGCCGGAAGAGUGGAGCUGCUAGAAAGAAAAAGCUCGGAGACUUUCAAGUUAAACAGAACUGAGAAAAAAAUGACCUGUGUAAUGAAAUUUGGUGGCUCAUCAGUGGCAUCAGCAGAAAGGAUGAAACAAGUUGCCAAACUCAUACUCAGCUUCCCAGACGAGAAGCCUGUUGUUGUGCUAUCAGCAAUGGCGAAGACCACCAAUAAGCUUUUGAUGGCUGGAGAGAAGGCUGUUUGUUGCGGUGUCACCAACGUUGACACUAUUGAAGAGUUGAGCUAUAUAAAGGAACUCCAUAUAAGGACUGCUCAUGAGCUGGGAGUGGAAACAGCAGUUAUUGCAGAACACUUAGAAGGACUGGAACAGCUUCUGAAAGGCAUCGCAAUGAUGAAAGAAUUAACUUUACGCUCAAGAGAUUACUUGGUUUCAUUUGGAGAAUGCAUGUCCACAAGGCUAUUUGCUGCGUACUUGAACAAAAUUGGGCACAAAGCACGACAGUAUGAUGCAUUUGAGAUUGGGAUUAUCACCACAGAUGACUUCACUAAUGCUGAUAUUCUUGAGGCAACAUACCCGGCGGUUUCAAAAAAGUUACUUGGUGACUGGAGCAAGGAAAAUGCAGUCCCCAUUGUCACAGGCUUCCUUGGAAAGGGAUGGAGAUCUUGUGCUGUAACUACGCUUGGUAGAGGAGGUAGCGAUUUGACUGCAACAACGAUCGGGAAGGCUUUAGGUUUGCGGGAGAUCCAGGUUUGGAAAGAUGUGGAUGGAGUUUUGACUUGUGAUCCAAACAUUUACUGCGGAGCUCAACCUGUUCCACACUUGACAUUUGAUGAGGCUGCUGAACUUGCUUACUUUGGUGCCCAGGUGUUGCAUCCACUUUCCAUGCGCCCAGCAAGAGAAGGUAACAUUCCUGUAAGGGUUAAGAACUCUUACAAUCCCACUGCUCCAGGAACUGUCAUCACCAGAUCAAGAGACAUGAGCAAGGCUGUAUUGACCAGCAUCGUUCUGAAACGUAAUGUUACCAUGUUAGACAUCACUAGCACCCGUAUGCUCGGCCAAUAUGGUUUCCUUGCCAAGGUGUUUUCCACAUUUGAAAAGUUGGGCAUAUCUGUGGAUGUUGUUGCAACCAGCGAAGUUAGCAUUUCUUUGACAUUGGAUCCUUCAAAGUUCUGUAGCAGAGAAUUAAUUCAACAGGAGCUUGAUCAGGUGGUGGAGGAACUUGAGAAGAUUGCUAUUGUAAAUCUGCUUCGACACAGAUCAAUCAUCUCUCUCAUCGGAAAUGUUCAGAGAUCAUCAUUCAUAUUAGAGAAGGGCUUCCGAGUUCUUCGAACCAAUGGGAUUAAUGUCCAGAUGAUCUCCCAAGGAGCAUCUAAGGUAAACAUCUCACUGAUAGUGAAUGACGAUGAGGCGGAGCAUUGUGUGAAGGCUCUCCACUCGGCCUUCUUUGAGACAGGCACUUGUGAAGCAGUGUCAGAACGCCCGACUGGCUACAUCGCUGCCUCUUCGCGAAACCUCUAGGUGCAACCUGCAAGGUCUGAAAGUACUAGUUUGAUGUUAUGAUUCUGGUCAGACUGGUAUUAGGAAACAAAACUCCCAUUCUCCUUGUGUAAUAUAAUGUAAUCUCAUGGGAGAUGUACUGGAAAAUCAAUAAGUUUUCCUAUUUGAAUAUAUGAUUUAGGACUGU
This is a messenger RNA of Arabidopsis arenosa, 2102 nucleotides long. Lineage: Eukaryota; Viridiplantae; Streptophyta; Magnoliopsida; Brassicales; Brassicaceae. The record is from the annotation of a GenBank genome assembly.